GUUCGUAUAAUCUUCCAGCCGGAAAGCUCAGAUUUCUUUGUGCACACCAAACUCGUGGAUCCGCUCGCGGUGGUCCUCCGCUCUGCAACCCCAGCCCCGCCGGCACCCGCACGAUCCCCGCUGCCCGCUCCGCACCCCGGAGAGUGCCCGCUGCAGGUCCAGCACCUCGGGCGUUGCGGCGGGAGGGGCUCGGUCCCAGCAAUCUCCAAACACCAACUUUUUUGCCCAUCCCCGUCCGCUCCAAACCGGCCCAUUACCGGCGUUGGGGCUGUCGGGAACCGCUCGCUGAUUGGCCGCCGCCCGCUCAUUUAUAGCCCGUCAAUCAAAUGCCCCCGGGAGAGGUGUGCGCAUCGCUCAGCGCUGCCCGCGGGAGCCUCCGCUGCACUUCGGGGAGCGGCACGGGAAAGCUCCUUCCUCCUCCUGCAGCCGCCGCCCGGACCGCUUCUUUCUUUUGCUUUGAUUAUUUUGAACUUCCUUUCCCCGAGCUGUGCCCGCCCGUCUGCCACCCUGGCGCAUCUCUUACCGGCCCCGGCCAUGUACAGCAUGUUGGAGACCGAGAUCAAGACGCCGCAGCCCACGCCGGGCAGCACCGGGGGGAACCCGGCACCGGGCGGUAACGGCAAAGGCGGCGGCGGGGCCGGCAGCGGAGCGGGGGCCGGGUCGGACCAGGACCGUGUGAAGCGCCCCAUGAACGCCUUCAUGGUGUGGUCGCGGGGCCAGAGGCGGAAGAUGGCCCAGGAGAAUCCCAAGAUGCACAACUCGGAGAUCAGCAAACGCCUCGGGGCCGAUUGGAAGCUGCUGAGCGAUGCCGAGAAGCGGCCCUUCAUCGACGAGGCCAAAAGGCUGCGGGCCGUGCACAUGAAGGAGUACCCGGAUUACAAAUACCGGCCCCGGAGGAAGACCAAGACCUUGCUGAAGAAGGACAAAUACUCGCUGCCGGGCAACCUGCUGGCCCCCGGAGGGGGCAACGCAGUGAGCAGCCCCGUCGGGGUGGGCCAGAGGAUUGACACUUACGCCCAUAUGAACGGUUGGACCAACGGGGCUUACUCCCUGAUGCAAGACCAGCUGGGCUACGGGCAGCACCCGGGCAUGAACAGCCCGCAGCUGCAGCAGAUGCACCGCUACGACAUGCCGGGCCUGCAGUACAGCCCCAUGAUGUCCACGGCGCAGACCUACAUGAACGCCGCCUCCACCUACAGCAUGUCCCCCGCCGCCUACGGCCAGCAGCCCUCCACGGCCAUGAGCCUGGGCUCCAUGGGCUCGGUGGUGAAGUCCGAGCCCAGCUCGCCUCCGCCGGCCAUCACCUCGCAUUCGCAGAGGGCCUGCCUGGGAGACCUGCGGGAUAUGAUCAGCAUGUACCUGCCCCCGGGGGGCGACGCCACAGACCCUUCGGCCCUGCAGGGCAGCAGGUUGCACAGUGUGCACCAGCACUACCAGAGUGCCGGGACUGCCGUGAACGGCACCGUACCACUAACUCACAUAUAAACAAACUGGCCUCCUCCGGACGGCUCCUCAUCGCAACCCCAGCACCGGGACGUGCGGCUCAGCAGACUCGAUACUAACUUGGGAGAAAUUUUAAACAGAAAAUCCGUUAGUUGUCGUCUUUUUUUUCUUUUUUUCUUUUUUUCCUUUUGUACAAAAAUGAUUUGGGCAAUCUGUUCUUUUAACAGAGCACGACCGCCUCCUAAAGCCCCGUGAAGUUCUUAAGCCACGGUGACUCUCCCGGUCUCCGCGGGGUUGGGCGUAGUUUUGUUCGCUUCCAAGUCUUUAAGAUGGUGCAUCUUCCCGUUCGUUUUUAGCGUUGCAAUGACAAAACGAAAAACCGACUCGGCGGGUGUUGUUUCCAAACUCAGUUGUUCCGUUGUUUACAUUUUCGUUGUGGUUACUGAAAGUGUUGUUCUUCCCACCUUGCCGAGUGCCGCUCGGUUCGUGUCCGCAAUUCGUAGAGUUUUUAACUUUAGGGUUUUGUUCCUACGGAAAGGGGGCGGUGGGAGAGAACUGUGCGGGUCGCAAACCCUUUCUUUUAUUUAUAGCAAGUUGUGUGUCUGGGUUUUUCUUAAGCUGUAAACUUAUGUAAAUCGGUUUGUGAAUUUUACUGUGAACUAUGUUUUGACAUAUCAGACGAAGAAAAGUUUUAAUUUUUUUUGUUUACCGAAUUUCUUCCAAAAAAAAAAAAAAAAAAAAAAAGUGAUCGAAAAAUCUCCUUCCCUGUGCCUCGUUUUCUUCUAUCUUUAAAACGAAGAGCUCUCCGUACUCUUUACACGGCAUUUAUGUGGGGCGGCUCCGCCGCUCAAUGCUUCCCGUCCCGCACAGCCGCUCCUCGGCCGGGCCGGGGGCCGUGGAUCGCCGUGAGACUUCGUAAAUCCUCGGAGCCCCCGGGCCGUUCCCAAAGGGACCGCCGGAGCCGCGCUGCUCCCGCACGGCGGCCACUUGUUGCCUCUUCGGCCGACGGGAGGGAAGUGCUGAAACUCUGCGCCUCGCAUCCUUUAUUUUUUUUUUUAUUAUU
This is a messenger RNA of Tympanuchus pallidicinctus (lesser prairie-chicken), 2506 nucleotides long. RefSeq names its product transcription factor SOX-3-like. Gene Ontology annotation, molecular function: DNA-binding transcription factor activity, RNA polymerase II-specific; RNA polymerase II cis-regulatory region sequence-specific DNA binding. The record is from RefSeq and is a predicted model, not a curated record. The transcript has a single exon. NCBI's taxonomy places the organism in Eukaryota, Metazoa, Chordata, Aves, Galliformes, Phasianidae. The coding region runs from base 535 to 1485 and encodes 316 amino acids. Gene Ontology annotation, biological process: negative regulation of transcription by RNA polymerase II; cell differentiation; positive regulation of transcription by RNA polymerase II.